AUGGUCUUAAACGCCUUUACUCUUCAACGCAAAUAUCCUCAACUACAAGUAAAUGAUAUAAAUAGUCUGAUAGACCAAUUCAACGAGAUUGAUUUGGAUCAAGACGGCUACCUUGAUUAUAAUGAAAUUCAAAAGGCUUGUAAAGAAACUGGUUACAGUAGUAACUAUGAUGAAAUUAGAGCUACUUUGAAAGAUGUCAGCACAAAUACAGUUGGUAAAAUUGACGUGGAAGAAUUUAUCGAGGGGGUCAUAGAAGGGUCUAAUAAGGGGUUGGUGAGAGGGAAAAGAAUUAAAAAAAAGGGGGAAACUAUGUCAGUGCGCUUUCUACAACUAUGUCAAUAUGGUCAUUGUCAUAGGAUAGAACGCGUAUGGAGUCAUGAAGCGUCGGUUAUUAAAAAAGAGAGAAAAAGAGCAAGACAAAGAAAAUUCUAUGCCAAGAGUUCCUUUGAUGCUAAUCCUACUUCUUUCUUUUCUUGGCAGCUCGCAGCAAAGUUAAAGGCUGGAGGCAAUAAGGGUGCAUUUGAUGUCCAUCAAAACAAGAUUAAGGUUCAUGGAACCAAUGCAAAUGUUACACAUACCAUCAAUGACGAUGAACGUACAGAAUUCACAAGACAUAUCAAUGGCGUUUUAGCUGGAGACCCUCAUAUCGGCAAGCGUUUACCUAUUCCAACAAACACAAUGCAAAUUUUUGAUGAGUGCAAAGAUGGUCUCAUUCUUUGUAAGCUGAUCAAUGAUGCUGUACCCGACACUAUUGAUGAACGUGUACUUAAUGUCAAAACUAAGCUUAAUAACUUCCAAAUGGUUGAAAAUAACAAUAUCGUUAUCAACUCUGCCAAAGCUAUCGGCUGUUCUGUCGUAAACAUUGGUCCAACAGAUAUCAUCGAAGGUCGUGAACAUUUAAUUCUGGGUUUAAUCUGGCAAAUCAUCAAACGAGGAUUGCUGAGCAAGAUUGAUAUCAAACAGCAUCCUGAAUUGUAUCGUCUUUUAGAGCAAGAUGAAACACUUGACGAAUUCUUGAGAUUGCCUCCCGACCAAAUCUUGCUAAGAUGGUUCAAUUAUCACUUGAAAGCUGCCGGAUGGGAACGAAGAGUUUCCAAUUUCUCCAAGGAUGUCGCUGAUGGUGAAAACUAUACAGUUUUGCUCAAUCAACUCAAGCCCGAGUCCUGUUCUCGUGCACCAUUACAAGAGCGUGAUCUUUUGAAGAGAGCCGAAAUGAUUUUAGAUAAUGCUGAAAGAAUCAACUGUCGUAAAUACCUGACACCCACUGCCUUAGUGGCUGGCAACCCCAAAUUGAACUUGGCCUUUGUUGCCCACUUGUUCAACACACACCCUGGCUUGGAUCCCUUGACAGAGGAAGAAGCACCCGAGAUUGAGCCAUUUGAUGCAGAAGGCGAGCGUGAGGCAAGAAUGUUUACUCUUUGGCUCAACAGUCUGAACGUCGAACCUGGUGUAUACAGUCUCUUUGACGAUUUACAGGACGGUUUGGUCCUGCUUCAAGCCUUUGAUAAGGUUGUGCCUGGUAUUGUCAACUGGCGCGCAGCGAGUCGUAAACAACCUCUCUCUCGCUUUAAACAAAUUGAAAACUGUAACUAUGCUGUCCGCUUAGGACAAGAGCUCCAUUUCUCUCUUGUUGGUAUUCAGGGAUCAGACAUCGUGGACGGACAAAGAACACUCACUUUGGGUCUUGUCUGGCAACUCAUGCGUGAGAACGUCGUUCAUACACUUCAAUCACUCAACAAGAAUGGCCGUCCAGUGAGUGAUCAAGAUCUUGUCCGCUGGGCUAAUGAAACAGUUCAACGUGGUGGCAAGAAUAGCAGAAUGACCUCCUUCAAGGAUCCUUCACUUAGUACAGGUGUAUUCUUUUUGGACGUGCUUAACGGUAUGAAGCCUGGUUAUGUGGACUACAGCAUGGUUACGGAUGGAAGAACCGAGGAAGAUGCAUUUAACAAUGCAAAACUUGCUAUCUCUAUUGCUCGUAAGGUGGGAGCUACUAUUUUCCUUGUACCUGAAGAUAUUGUCGAAGUCCGACCAAAGAUGAACUUGACUUUCAUUGGUAGUUUGAUGCAAGUCGAUAAAGGAAUUCAGCAUUAA
Messenger RNA from Rhizopus microsporus ATCC 52813, 2091 nucleotides. RefSeq lists its product as uncharacterized. Lineage: Eukaryota; Fungi; Mucoromycota; Mucoromycetes; Mucorales; Rhizopodaceae. Gene Ontology annotation, biological process: actin filament bundle assembly; actin filament network formation. Gene Ontology annotation, molecular function: actin filament binding; calcium ion binding. The coding region runs from base 1 to 2091 and encodes 696 amino acids. The record is from RefSeq and is a predicted model, not a curated record. The transcript is spliced from 6 exons. Gene Ontology annotation, cellular component: actin filament; actin filament bundle; cytoplasm.